CUCCUUCUCUACUGCCAUAUUCCAUCCACCUGCUCUUCUGUCAACAUUGCCUAUCCUCGAAGGAUCGAUACUGCCACAACAACCGGUCCCCGGCCCCGCAUCUUACUCGUGAUCCACCCGCUUUACCUCCAUUCCGACAAUUUUCUCGCCGCUCGGGGGUCCUCCGUUCAACCCUCAUCCAUCCGCAAUCAUUUUGCCUUUCUUCUUAUAAACCACGCCCGUCUUUAUCUUCCAACCCACCUGACGAGUGACCCACCAGCAUGUCCUCUGUCAAACAAUGUCCCCAGUGUGGGCCCCACGGCGAGCUGGUCACAGAUCAGAGUGCCGGUAACGUUGUGUGUAUGUCAUGUGGGCAGAUCAUUGAAGAGGGUAUCCUCGUGUCCGAGGUUGGCUUUGCUGAGGGUUCUGGUGGACGUAUCUCUGUACAGGGAACGUUUGUGUCUAAUUACGCGACUGGUGUUGCUGGUACUCGAGGCGGCCGGGGUGGGCAGCAAAAUACAGAAAACAUCAAAGCCAACGGCUCUGCAAAGAUUGAUGAAGUUGCUCGCAAGAUGUACCUCGGAUCGGGUAUCAGCAUAGGCGCCAAGCGGUUCUUCUCUCUCGCCGUGGACAACAAAUUCAACCGCGGACGAAAGACGAGUUACAUCGUCGCCAGCUGUCUUUACCUGCAAUGCCGUCUGAAACGCGACGCUCGUAUGCUCAUCGAUUUCAGUGAACACCUCGCUAUCAAUGUAUUUGAACUAGGCGCCACCUAUCUCAAACUCCGCUCCACCCUCAACUUUACCGACCCCAUGCCCGAAGUUGACCCUGCCAUCUACAACCUCCGCUUCGCGCACCGCCUCAACUUUGGCCCUCUCGUCAACACUGUCGCAGCGGAUGCCAGCCGGCUCGUCAGGCGAUUUAGAGCAGACUGGAUGACUCAGGGUAGAAGACCAGCUGGUGUUUGUGGUGCUUGCAUCAUCAUUGCGGGACGUAUGAGCAACUUUCUGCGUACGCCGGAUGAAGUCGCCCAAGUCGUUAAAGUACAUCCCAACACCAUCAAGAAGAGGUUGUUGGAAUUUGCGGAAACCGACAUGGCGAAGAAGACUGUGGGUGAAUGGCGGGCGUUGAGUGACGCGCAGUUGGACGCGGUGUCGACAGAAGAAAAACCCCCUGUCGUCAAGCAACAGGCGAGGAAGAGGGAGAAGGAACUGAAGAAACAUCUGAUGAUGGGUAUCGUCUUUGACGAAGACGAGGAGACGGAGAAUGGGGAUGAAGAUGAUGAAGACGGCCCGAUUAAGCGCGCAAAGCUGGAAAAGGGCAAGGGUCGAGCUGUGGACGAAGCGGAUGCUCUCCAAGCCUCUGCAGCCUUUGAGACUACCAGCUCUGUUGACGACGAAGACGACCAACUCGACCCCCUCGCUCCUUCCGACUAUGUUUCCCAGCUCGAGUCUGCGCGAGACGACCCUGCUUCUGCGCGUGAGGAACGGCGACGGGCAAGCAAGGCAUUGCUGAAGGAGGUCAGAGGGGUCGAUGACGGGGUGGACGAGGAUGAAGAAGGGAUGGAUGAGCUGGAGGCUUUGGCGGAGGAUGCGGAGAAGGAGGAUGAAGAAGGAGAGGACGAAGACGAGGGUGAACGUUCGACGCAGCUCAACACCGUCUCCCAAGCAAAUGCCAAAAACAAGGAGUUCACCGACUGGGACGAUGAGAUUGCCGUCCUCAACUUUUUCGAGCAAAAAUAUUUUGCCGGCGAAAAGGACCUCUACCAGAACAAGAUGCACGACCGCAUCAAAAUGUGGUUCGGCGCGCGCGACCCGAAAGAGAUCCACCAAGAGAUGGAAGCCGUCAAGCGGGCGCGAUGGUUACGCGAGAAGGGGGCGAAAGUCGUGGAAGAGGAUAGGGAGCUUGCCGAUUUGGAUGAUGAAGAGCUGGAAGGUUGGUUCGAGCUGGAUGAGGAUACAAAGCAGGCGAGGGCGAGGAUGUGGUUGAGUUCCAACGGCAAAUGGUUGGAGGAGGAGAAGGGUCUGUUGAUCCCCUUGUCCUGUUGGACAGAGCUGACACUUUGACAGAGAAGCAAGAGAGAAAGGCUGCAGUCAAUAAAGCCAAGGGCAUCGAUCCAUCCAAGCCUCGUGUACGUCUCUACGCCUCCACUCUUCAAACAAGCUAACCGUCGAUUCAGCAAAAACGCAAGCGCGCCGCUCCUCAUAAAGGUCCACACAAAAACUACCAAGAGGCCAUCGCUAGCGUUGUCGCCCAGAAGCCUAUGUCUCGCCGUCUCAAUUACGAUAUCUGUCGUACUUUGAACGUGAAGCCGGGGACUCUCUUCAGAGACAGGCAUUCGACGGCGGGAUUGCAGACAAUGGAUGAUGACAAGGAGGAGGAAUAUUACGACGAGGAAGAGGAAGAGAAGGGAGAUGAUGAUAAGGAGGAAGCCUACGAGGACUACCGAUUUUAAAUGAGCAUCUCUAUAGUUUGAUGAUAUUAUUAGUCACGCGAUAUAUACUCCGGAUUCGUUGCCAUGUUGAUUGUUUCGCCGCAAGGCUUUAUGUAUUUCGUUUCGACUAA
Cryptococcus amylolentus CBS 6039 is the source of this 2544-nucleotide messenger RNA. RefSeq lists its product as hypothetical. Gene Ontology annotation, cellular component: transcription factor TFIIIB complex; nucleus; transcription preinitiation complex. Bases 261 to 2045 code for a protein of 594 amino acids. The transcript has 5 exons. Lineage: Eukaryota; Fungi; Basidiomycota; Tremellomycetes; Tremellales; Cryptococcaceae. The record is from RefSeq and is a predicted model, not a curated record. Gene Ontology annotation, biological process: DNA-templated transcription initiation; transcription preinitiation complex assembly; transcription by RNA polymerase III. Gene Ontology annotation, molecular function: RNA polymerase III general transcription initiation factor activity; TBP-class protein binding; RNA polymerase III type 3 promoter sequence-specific DNA binding.